AAAUUUAGGGCAUGUAUCACUGAGUUAUUGUCUCGUCAUUCCUUUUUCUUUAAGACUAAAGAGGAUCUUGUAUGAAAAUCUCUUAACUAAUAAAUCGGAAGAUUUGUCAAAAAUAAAGAAAAAAUAAAGAAUGAUUGAUUCUCCAAAGAUAAAAAAAGUCUGUGCAUUACGAAAUGUGUGGUGUGAAGAUUAUCACGGUUUAAGUUUGACAUGCCCAUGACUCCAUUCAUUUCUUGUUUGUCUUUUCCUUCUCAUUAUGCAUUUGAGAAGAAGAGAUAACGACCCCCACUUCCUCCCUUUCAUUUCAAAUUAAUAUUUUCUUAUUAUUCUUCUUCUUCUUCCAUUUAGAACGAUUAGGAUUCUUUGAAGGUUUUACGGUUUUUUAAUUUCAAUCACUAAAUAUCUCUCUCAUUCAUAUUUAUAUUCCUACGAACAAAACUGAAUUACCUAAUUAAUUAACUUCUUCGUGUUACACUUAUUAAUCGCCCUCAUAUUACAUUUUAGGUAUAGCCUUUUAAUCUUGCAGAAAACAAGCUUUCAUGUUUAAUUAACAUUUAUUUCAAUCAUAAUUUUGAAAAUCUGCCGACACAAAAAAUAAAGGUUACAACAACGUUGAGAAUUUCCAAUGUUGUUGUUCAACUCCAUGAUUUCUUUGAUGAGAUCAAAUCAAUGAUAUGUCACCUCAAUCUGAAGGAGAAUUAGGUUUCUAUUGUUGAUGGCAAAUCCUACUCAGCAUGUCAUCAUUGAUAUAUCAACUUCAACUUCUGAAACGGCUCCUCGUGUUAAUGGGGUAGAAGAUUUUGGUGGGGGUGGAAGUGGUAGAUUGCGUGUUUCUCGUCAAAAUUCAAAUGGGUCAAAUUCCAGGUUGAAUAGAGGAGAUUCAUCAUCACGAGGAGGGCGCGGUAGGAGUCCGUUGAAUUCAGGGUUUUGGAUUUCUUUACAAUUUAUUUUCACAUUAAGUCAAAUUGUUGCUUCUUUUGUUGUUCUUUCUUCGUCAAGAUAUGAACAUCCACAAGCACCAUUGUUUGCUUGGAUUGUUGGUUAUGCUAUUGGAUGUAUUGUUUCUCUCCCUUUGCUCGUAUGGCGUUAUUAUUAUACUAGAGAACAAUAUUUAUCUCAAAAUAAUUCUACCAUUGAUGAUCCUUCUGGUACACUUCUUUCAAAUUCCACCACAAUUCAAGGUGAAGAUGAUGUUCAUGUUGUUGUUGCGGCUUCCUCCAGAACCAAUCAAGUUUCAUGGGUGAUGAAUCAGAGACUAAAGAUACUCGUGGAAUACAUCAAAAUCAUUGUAGAUUUAUUUUUUGCAAUAUGGUUUGUUAUCGGAAAUGUAUGGAUUUUUGGAGGACCCUCGUCCGCCAAUGAAGCGCCUAACUUGUACCGGUUAUGUGUAGUGUUUCUUACUCUUAGUUGUAUCGGUUACGCAAUGCCCUUCAUUCUAUGUUUAACAAUUUGCUGCUGUCUUCCUUGUAUAAUCUCCGCUCUUGGGGUCACAGAGGAUGUAACACAAACCCGUGGUGCAACCUCUGAAACUAUUAAUGCUUUACCGACUUAUAAAUUCAAAACGACGAGAAGUAAAAAUGAAGACGAAAGCAGUCCAACAACUAUUGAAGGUGGAAUUGUAGCCGAAGGAACGGAAAAGGAACGCAUGAUAUCUGGAGAAGAUGCUGUUUGUUGCAUAUGCAUCCUGAAUUAUGAAAAUGAAGAUGAGUUGAGAGAAUUGCCAUGUUCACAUCUUUUCCACAAAGAGUGUGUAGACAAGUGGUUGAAGAUAAAUGCAUUAUGCCCGCUUUGCAAGAGUGAUGUUGCUGGGGAUCCAACAAGAGUAGUCAGCGAGGAAAAUUCCACCCAACAAAGGGGUGAUAGCAGGGUUGAGAAUAGUAAUGUCAAUACCUCCUCAUUGUAAUAUAGUUGCACGUGUAUGGUCAUAUACAAAUUACAUACUAUGCAGUUUUGUAAAACUUCUUAUCUGCCCACUCUUUUCCUUGGAUUGAUGUAUGAAUCUUAGUGCAUAUUUGAAACUACGAUUAUAUAUGUCGUAUUUUGUUACAUGUUAAAAGUGUAAAUUUUGCUUGUCAAAAUCAAUGACACGUCGUGAUUAUGUCAAACUUGUUGUAAAUCAAAUACGCAGUUAGUUUCGUCAUUUUCAUAGUUGUUGAUAAAUAAUGGGAUGAUACAAGCAAACGCUACAUUGUAAUUAUACUAUUGCGUUAAAUAAAUUUUUGUCCCUACAAAUA
Trifolium pratense (red clover) is the source of this 2234-nucleotide messenger RNA. RefSeq names its product E3 ubiquitin-protein ligase At1g63170-like. Lineage: Eukaryota; Viridiplantae; Streptophyta; Magnoliopsida; Fabales; Fabaceae. The record is from RefSeq and is a predicted model, not a curated record. The transcript is spliced from 4 exons. The coding region runs from base 716 to 1903 and encodes 395 amino acids.